This is a messenger RNA of Colletotrichum fioriniae, 672 nucleotides long. The record is from RefSeq and is a predicted model, not a curated record. NCBI's taxonomy places the organism in Eukaryota, Fungi, Ascomycota, Sordariomycetes, Glomerellales, Glomerellaceae.
AUGUCUGAGAAGUCUGCUCCCGGCGGCAAGUGGGCCAAUCCGGCCCUCCUCGAGGCUCUGGCUAUGGGAUUCCAUACCGUUGCCAAGGGUGAAGGCCUUACGAAGGAAGCCAAGGACGCCGUCAUCCUGAAGAUCCAUGCAUAUGGCUUCACGGAUAUCACCUGGGAAGCUGUCCGGUCACUUUGGAAUAUGUCUCGCUCAAUGAUUCGGUGGACGGCUGAGAUCGACCAGCAGAUCCUGGUCGCUAUGGUCAAGACGAUGGUUCCAUCCACUGAUCAGUACUCACUCGUCAUUGACGAGCUUCAUGCCCUGGGUCACACAAUGACCGUUUCUGCCUUGAAGCAGCAUAUCCAGAAGCUCCAGCGCAAGGAGCUUCCCGCCGGCGACGGCGGUGAGGGCGAGGCAUCUGCCUCCGCCACUCCCAAGAAGGCUGGCAAGAAGGCUGCUACCCCCAAGAAGUCCGGUACCCCCGCUACCCCCAGAAAGCGCAAGACUCCCGCCAAGUCCAAGGCCAAGGUCGAGGAGGCGGAUGAGGAGGACGAGGAAGACGAGCAGGAGGCUCCUCCCCCCAAGAAGCCGUGCACUCCUUCCCGCCCCAGUAUGAAGGACGAAGUCCACGAGGACACCAAGACCACCGGCGCCAAGUUCGUCCCCGUCAACGAGGAGAUCUAG